CACACUCCCUCUUUCCUUCCACACACAACACAUCUUCUCUUGUUCUUCCUCUUGUGAGAAAACAAAACAUACUGAGAGACAAACAAGGUUUCUCUCUUUUGAGGAAAUUUCUUCACCAUGGAGGCACCAUCUCCGACCAAACCCAUUGACCCAACAAAGCCUUCCAUCACCACCCUCAGUGUGGAAGCCAGCCAGGCCGAGCCAAGCCCACUCAGAAAAAUGUUUGCUGUGGCGUCCAUAGCCGCGGGCAUACAGUUCGGGUGGGCUCUUCAGCUUUCUCUGCUGACCCCUUACGUUCAGCUCUUAGGAGUUCCACAUGCCGCAGCCUCCUUCAUCUGGCUCUGCGGCCCCAUCUCCGGACUUGUGGUGCAGCCCAUUGUGGGCUACUACAGCGACAGAAGCACUUCUCGCUUCGGUCGCAGACGCCCCUUUAUUCUCGGAGGUGCAGUGGCUGUCGCCAUAGCUGUAUUUCUUAUCGGUUAUGCAGCCGAUAUAGGGUACUCAGCUGGCGACGACAUAACCAAAAAAACCCGACCUCGGGCCGUUGGAGUGUUCGUCAUAGGAUUUUGGAUCCUAGAUGUUGCAAACAACAUGUUACAAGGUCCUUGCCGUGCCUUUCUAGCUGACUUAGCGGCAGGGGACCAGAGAAAAACCAGAAUAGCAAAUGGGUUUUUCUCGUUCUUCAUGGCCGUCGGCAACGUCUUGGGAUAUGCAGCGGGGUCUUUUAGUGCUCUGCACAAGAUUUUUCCCUUCACAGAGACUAAGGCGUGCGAUGUUUUCUGUGCCAAUCUGAAAAGUUGUUUCUUUUUCUCGAUCUUGUUACUGCUGUUCUUGGCCACGGUAGCUCUCAUUUACGUAAAGGACAAGCCCGUGCCGCCACGGGCGGUGCAAGAGGAUGCGCAGCCCUCGUGCUUCUUUCAGCUCUUCGGCGCGUUGAAGGAGCUGAAAAGACCCAUGUGGAUGCUCAUGUUGGUGACAGCUAUCAACUGGGUCGGGUGGUUCCCCUACUUCCUGUUCGACACCGACUGGAUGGGUCGCGAGGUGUACGGCGGAACGGUGGGCGAGGACGCGUACGCGAAGGGGGUGCGCGUGGGGUCUCUGGGACUCAUGAUAAACGCCGUCGUUUUGGGAUUCAUGUCGCUGGCGGUUGAACCAUUGGGGCGCAUGGUUGGGGGAGUGAAGAGGCUGUGGGGCAUCGUGAACUUCAUUCUCGCGAUUGGGUUCGGAAUGACCAUCGUUAUAACCAAGGUGGCGGAGCACGAGCGCCACUUGAACCCCGCCGCAGUGGGCCACCCCUCCAGCGGCGUCACAGUUGGGUCCAUGGUUUUCUUCGCCGUUCUCGGAGUUCCCCUUGCGAUUACUUUCAGUGUUCCUUUUGCUCUUGCAUCAAUAUACUCCAGUGCUUCGGGAGCAGGGCAAGGUUUAUCAUUGGGAGUCCUGAAUCUUGCAAUUGUGGUACCACAGAUGGUGGUGUCUGCAUUGAGUGGUCCUUGGGAUGCUUUGUUUGGUGGUGGCAACUUGCCGGCUUUCAUGGUAGGAGCGGCCGCGGCGGCGCUGAGCGCCAUAAUGGCGAUUGUGUUGCUGCCAACUCCAAAACCAGCUGAUGAGGCGAAGGCCGCAAGCAUGGUUGGAGGGGGCUUUCACUAGCUGAUAAAGUUUUUAACGUUUCAGUUUUGUCCCCUGCUUUUGUUAGGAAAAAAGAAGACCAAAAAGAAAGUAAUAAUAAUAAUAAGAAGAAAGAUAAAUUUGAGCUGGUGUGUAAUUAAUUAUGUAUUAGACCCACCAAGUGCUACUACAUUUGUUGUUUUUGUAGCAGCCACUGAACAUAGUAAUUGUAGAGUUUUGUGUGAUUGUACAGAAUUGCAGUGCUUGGAGAGGACCUUCCUAAUCUUAUAAACAUACUCUGCUAAGUUAAGUGUUCAGAGGAAUGUGGUGACUCAAGAGUCAAAGUCCAACACUUCAUAUCCAUCAAUAAUAUUAAUAAUAGCAAUAAGGAAAUGCAAUGCUCUCUUUCUUUCUUCUUC
This is a messenger RNA of Vigna radiata var. radiata (mung bean), 2024 nucleotides long. Its product is annotated as sucrose transport protein SUC8. Bases 118 to 1647 code for a protein of 509 amino acids. The record is from RefSeq and is a predicted model, not a curated record. Gene Ontology annotation, molecular function: sucrose:proton symporter activity. The transcript is spliced from 4 exons. Gene Ontology annotation, cellular component: plasma membrane; vacuole. Gene Ontology annotation, biological process: sucrose transport; transmembrane transport. Lineage: Eukaryota; Viridiplantae; Streptophyta; Magnoliopsida; Fabales; Fabaceae.